Messenger RNA from Vitrella brassicaformis, 3902 nucleotides. The record is from the annotation of a GenBank genome assembly. NCBI's taxonomy places the organism in Eukaryota, Vitrellaceae.
CCCGUUCACGCCACAUGCACCGCACUUGUCAGUCUAUUCUCACGCGCACACACAUAUUCGCGACAGGAAAAGCCUAACAGAACCACGGGCGAUUCUCACGUUGCCUUGGUUACUGAUGAAAGUCACACACUUGCCUUGCCUUGCCUGCAGCCGAACCUACUCACUCACUUCUUCCCACUAGCUAGCUGUACAUUCCUGCUCUCACUCUCUCUGUAAAACAGCCUGCCUCCAUCUUCUCUCAACAGACAAGGAACCGCACGCGUUGCUGACAGCAUGCACGGCUCUCUAUCGACAACCCACCCACCCACUCAUGCCUUGACAAACAGGCGGAUUUCGCCCCUAUCGCCCCGUGUGACCCUCUUCUGCCCGUCUGCAUAGAUCACGUCGAAGAAGCCGCUCCUCGCCUCCCGCUGGCCUAUCGGCAAAGACGCCGUACCCAGUGGCAGGUCAAGGUCAGGCAGGUUCUUCAUCAGAAAGCCCUCCAGCCCCUCCCCGCCCAUCACACCCUCAGGUGCCCUGCGAAUCCGCGGCCGCGAGAAAGCUGUCUCGGCAUCGAAAGACGGGUCCAGGGCGAUGUCGAUGUACGAUCUCGGCGAGAUGGUCGUCCUGUCUUGGAAGAUGCGGAAGCGUGACGGGUACAUCUGUGGGUCGCCCAUCUGUGCCUCAUGGUAAAGGACGAGUGUCGGCAGGGGUGGCUUGGGCAAGGGGAUCGACUGGACCAGAUUUGAGUACUGCAGCUCCACGAUGUUGUCGAUGCGGUCGCCUCGAGAACCGAUCCGCUGAAAGAGACCACACAGGAGGUGCAAGGCCGUGAGAGACCCACCUGGCUGAUGGAUUCGUCCGUCCAUCAAUGACCCACCUGGUAGACCCGCUUAACACGGAACGGUACUGCAGCUCCCAGCCUGGGCCCUGGACGCAUCCCGCCGAGACUGCCCGACGCGAAACCAGAUGAAUAAAUCAGCUUCCAAAGCCCGGAAACGUCUGCCAGGUCCUCAUACAGAUUGGGCGUCAUCUGAGCGUCCUGCACAGAUGACUCGAACUCGCUCACCAGCUGACACACACACGACACACACAGGAAGCCUGUAUGUAUGAUGCAUAGCAGGCUCACAAGUGAGUGAAUGCUCACCCGCCCGAUCUUGUUGACGUCUUUUUCAGGUGCGCCCAAGCCAAAAGGGUGUGAGGCUGUCACAUCACUGACGGCGUCGAAGAGCUCCUGCAGACAACACACCGUCACCGACGCAUCGAUGGGUGCAGGCGCGUGUGUCAUGCUCUUGUCUGUGAACGCCUCACCUCUCUCUUUUGGUCCACGAUGCGCUUCGCUGCCUCGAAUGACUCGUCAGACUGAUACGACACAUCCACAGUCUGCGAAUGCGACAUCGCGUCGCCCUCUCCGCCGCCCUGGUCAUCAUCCGCGGCAUGCAGCCGUGUGCUGCUGCUGACGCAUGGCUGCUCACUCCUGCGUUUGUGCCGAGUCAGAUGAGCAUACAGGUGGAGAGAUCUGGGCUGCAGAGGGGCGUGGAAGGCGUGCAGAGCGCCUUGGACGAGGAAAAGCAGCAGAAGCUUCAUCUUCUCCUUUUGGUUGUUCUGCUGCGAGCUGGAAGUGCAUGCGGAUCUCACACUGACUUGUUAAUUAGUUAGUACCAGAAAGACGGACACGGUCGGUCAAUGUACACAAGCACACACAUCAAAACCACCGCCAGUACAAACAAAUGCACAGACAAGCCGGGAGGGACACACUCUCACUCACUCACUGGAGGGACACGCCGUCACCUCCCCCACCGCUGUGUCGUAAUGGCAUAACUCUUAAGACCUCUGGACCACACACACACACACACACACACACAAGUGGCUGCAACAUGUCUGUCGCCUGCCUGUUGUUUUGAGCGUGAUGAAUCAAUCGGAUGCACGUACCUUCUCAAUGGCGCAUCGCCCUCGCCCCAAAACUCGCUGCAAAUACGCACACACGCACAGCAGGGACAUCACCCAGCCACACAAAGGAGUCGAGUAUAUGUGUGUGUGGCCAGCUGGCGCUUACUAGAUCUCAGCCGAAGUGAGCAGAUACGGCGGCAGGCCUCUGAGUGGCUCGACCACAGUCAGCACGUCAGCGGGCGUCAAAAUGUGCAUCACCCAACCCUUGAGCCGCCUGCGCCAGCGUGAGAAGGCUGCCAGCGAUGACCGCAUCGACACCAAGGACCGCAGCACCAGCCUCACAGUGUGUCGGAGAGCGGCCGAGAGGGACCAUUUCGACCAGAGGGAUGAUGGGAAUGGGGGAGGCCGCACGACCACGAUCAUGUCACAAUAGGGAAAGUCUCCUGAAGGAAGCGAAGCAGACAGACAGUUACAAUGAAUGCAGUCGGUCGGCCCUGUCUUUCAUUGCUUACCUCCACAUCUGAGCCGCCCGUAAGUGUCGUCAUAGCUGGCCGUGAGCUGUGCCUUGAGCUUCCCCCACUCGCCCCUCACGCCACCGUCCCUCCCUGGGCGGCCCACCACGGCCUCCUCCGGCCCACCUGCAUCCGUGUCAGGUGUCCGGGGCCUGUCGGGGCCGGACCCUCCCCCACCUUCACGUGCAGCCCUCCUCAUGUCGUCCUUCCCGUCCUCUCCUGACAGUAUCCGCACCCGCAAUGGCCUCACCGUCGACUGCGUCGUCGCCGCCACUGCCACUGCCUCUGGGGGCAGCUGUGUCGCCCUCUUGUUGUUGCUGUUGCUGUGGCUGCUGCUGCUGCUGUUGUUGGUGUGAUUGUUGUUGCGUCUUGUGAGUGUGUCUGUGACGGUGUCGGCUGAUAGAGUGCUGACGGAUGGCGUGUUGCUGGCGCUGCGUAGAUGUGAGGCGGUGGUGGGUGUGGAGGGCGGGCUGGAGGUCUUGGAUGAGACGUAAGUGUGUGAGGUGGGGGAGGGGAGGUCGCCGUCUGUGAUGGGGCAGCCGCAUGAGGAGGGCGAGAGGGAGGGGACCGUCACAGAGAGAUGCUGCCGGACGGGCUUGGGGACGUACACAUACAGGGAAGAGGCGUACGGCUUCAGCAAACCUGCAGACAGAUGGAUGAGUAGUCAAGACAGACACUCAUGCUUCCCGAUUGAUGAAUGGAUGGAUGGCCAUCAGAUGAGAUGUGUGUGCAUCGACUGUUACCUCGUUCAUCAAAGAGGGUGACGCACUCAAUGUGCGUCUCCCAACAGACGCCCAACAUACGACAGCAGUCCUCAAGCAGCCCCGGCACAUGCUGGCAGGGCAGCCACACAACAAACAUCACAACACAACACAAUCCAUACACACACAUGUUAAGGAACCAUGCCAUCUGUUCCACCGAUGCACCCACCGACCUGCAGCUCAUCUGACUUGAAGACCAGGGCGAUAUGCUGCGGCCGUUUCCUGGCCUCCUCCUUGGCGGCACUCAUCCGGGAGCCAGACGGGCGGCCCGGCGGCCUGGUUGAGCGCCUCGCACAGGCCACCUGAGCCGCCCAUCGCUCGAGGACGACAAGUCGGAGCAAGAGAUAGGACAACAGUCGCCAGGGCAGAGAUGUGACGGCCUUGACAGACCGGUGGAUGGACGGGUGCAGGCGGAGGAUGCACGCCUGCAGUGCACAGGCACAAUGACAAGUAACAGAAGGUGUCGGUCGUUUGUUUUGUCUAUAGAUUAAUUGCGCGUGUGUGUGGUCAUCUCAUCUGUCACCUUGAUGAUCAGUGCAGCGAUGAAGAUCCGCCGGAGCAGCCACCCUGCCAUCCUCUGCAUCACUCCUUCCACUGCUCCAGCCAUCCCGUCUUGUCAAUCGGUAAUCCCUUGCUGGUCCGCAACCCGUGGUCAGCUUGCCACGGCGAUGACAGACAGAGCUCCCACUCCACUCACGGCUCCAGCCUCAGGUGAGAUAAUCUUAGGCCGCUGAAGUCCAAUUUCUUGCUCAAGUCACAC